AUGAGCAAGGAUAAUAAGGGUGAAAUCGAUGUAGAUAGUAUCAUUGAAAGACUGUUGAGUGUGAGAGGAAGCAAGCCAGGGAAAAAUGUAAACUUAACAGAGGCAGAAGUCAGGGGGUUGUGUAUAAAAGCGAGAGACAUCUUUAUUUCUCAACCAAUUUUAUUGGAACUUGAGGCUCCAUUAAAAAUAUGCGGGGAUGUGCAUGGUUAAUAUUUCGAUUUGCUUAGAUUAUUUGAAUAUGGAGGAUACCCUCCUGAGAGUAAUUAUCUGUUCCUUGGGGAUUAUGUUGACAGAGGAAAAUAAUCCUUGGAAACGAUCUGUCUGCUUUUAGCAUACAAAAUAAAAUACCCUGAGAAUUUCUUUUUGUUGAGAGGCAAUCAUGAAUGUGCAUCCAUUAACAGAAUUUAUGGAUUCUACGAUGAAUGCAAGAGAAGAUAUACUAUAAAAUUAUGGAAGACCUUUACUGAUUGCUUCAAUUGUCUGCCAGUGGCUGCAUUAAUUGACGAAAAGAUUUUGUGCAUGCAUGGGGGAUUGUCGCCUGAAUUAUCCAACUUGGAACAAAUCAGAAGAAUUAUGAGACCAACUGACGUUCCAGAUACAGGGUUGCUCUGUGAUUUAUUAUGGUCUGAUCCUGAUAAGGAUGUGCAAGGAUGGGCUGACAAUGAACGAGGAGUUUCAUACGUAUUCAGUCAAGAGAUCGUUCAGGUCUUUCUGAAGAAGCAUGAAUUGGAUUUGAUAUGCAGAGCUCAUCAAGUAGUCGAAGAUGGAUAUGAGUUUUUCAGUAAAAGACAAUUGGUCACAUUAUUUUCAGCUCCCAAUUAUUGUGGCGAAUUCGACAAUGCAGGGUCCAUGAUGACUGUGGAUGAAUCGCUCAUGUGUUCUUUUUAAAUUUUGAAGCCAGCAGAACAGGGACAAGGAGCAUCCCAAUAGAACAAAGCAGGAAGUGCUAAAUUUGUGAACUGAACCAUCAUCUAUUAUAAUAAUUAAAUUUAGUCAUCUUUAUUC
Messenger RNA from Paramecium tetraurelia, 1005 nucleotides. RefSeq lists its product as uncharacterized. Gene Ontology annotation, molecular function: protein serine/threonine phosphatase activity. Lineage: Eukaryota; Ciliophora; Oligohymenophorea; Peniculida; Parameciidae. The record is from RefSeq and is a predicted model, not a curated record. The transcript has 6 exons. Gene Ontology annotation, cellular component: cytoplasm; nucleus.